AUGCCUAUGAUUUCUGUGCUGGGCAAAAUGUUUCUCUGGCAGCGCGAAGGGCCUGGAGGACGCUGGACUUGUCAGACAAGUCGCAGAGUGGCCUCGGACCCCGCGUGGGCUGUGGAGUGGAUCGAGCUUCCUCGGGGCCUCUCUCUCUCUUCCUUGGGAUCCGCUCGUACCCUCCGAGGCUGGAGCCGGUCCUCUCGCCCUUCCUCUGCCUCCGUGGACAGCCAGGACUUGCCAGAGGUGAAUGUUGGAGACACAGUCGCGAUGCUGCCCAAGUCCCGGAGAGCCCUAACUAUCCAGGAGAUCGCUGCACUGGCCAGAUCCUCCCUGCAUGGUAUUUCCCAGGCGGUGAAGGACCACGUGACCAAGCCCACUGCCAUGGCCCAGGGUCGAGUGGCUCACCUCAUUGAGUGGAAGGGCUGGAGCAAGCCAAGCGACUCUCCUGCUGCCUUGGAAUCAGCCUUUUCCUCCUAUUCGGAUCUCAGUGAGGGGGAGCAAGAGGCUCGCUUUGCGGCAGGAGUGGCUGAGCAAUUUGCCAUUGCAGAAGCCAAGCUCCGGGCAUGGUCUUCAGUGGAUGGUGAGGACUCGACCGAUGAAUCCUAUGAUGAGGACUUUCCUGGGGGAACUGACUCAGACAUGGCUGGGCAGCUGCCCCUGGGACCCUGCCUCCAGGACCUCUUCGCCGGCCACCGGUUUCCCCGGCCUGUGCGCCAGGGCUCCGUGGAGCCCGAGAGCGACUGCUCGCAGACAGUGUCCCCAGACACCCUGUGCUCCAGCCUGUGCAGCCUGGAGGACGGGCUGCUGGGCUCCCCGGCCCACCUGGCCUCCCAGCUGCUGGGUGAAGAGCUGCUUCUCGCCAAACUGCCCCCCAGCCGGGAAAGUGCCUUCCGCAGCCUGGGCCCCCUGGAGGCCCAGGACUCGCCCUACAACUCGCCCCUCACAGAGCCCUGCCUUUCCCCCGCGGAGGUGGAGCCGGCCCCCUGCGAGGACUGCCAGCCGCUCUGCCCACCGGCGGCGGCGGGCAGCUGGGAGCGCCAGCGGCAAGCCUCCGACGUGGCCCCUUCUGGGGCGGUGUCCUUAGAGGAGGACGAGCCGGAGCCGGAGGAACAGUGA
Molecule: messenger RNA, 1110 nt
Organism: Pipistrellus nathusii (Nathusius's pipistrelle)
Lineage: Eukaryota; Metazoa; Chordata; Mammalia; Chiroptera; Vespertilionidae
Source: the annotation of a GenBank genome assembly